Molecule: messenger RNA, 2884 nt
Organism: Gopherus flavomarginatus (Mexican gopher tortoise)
Lineage: Eukaryota; Metazoa; Chordata; Testudines; Testudinidae
Product: bifunctional epoxide hydrolase 2-like
Exons: 19
Coding region: 8-1696 (562 amino acids)
Biological process (GO): phospholipid dephosphorylation; cholesterol homeostasis
Cellular component (GO): peroxisome
Molecular function (GO): magnesium ion binding; lipid phosphatase activity
Source: RefSeq, a predicted model, not a curated record
GGCGGUCAUGGCGCGGCGGCUGGUGCUGUUCGACCUGGGCGGGGUGCUCUUCACCCCCAGCCCGCUGGGCGCCUUCGGCCGCUACGAGGCGUCGCUGGCCCUGCCCAGGAACUUUUUGCAAAAUGUCAUCCUUGGAGCAGGCCCUGAUGGUCCCUAUGCCAGAGCAAUGAGAGGAGAGAUCACCGUAUCUCAGCUGGUUUCUGAGCUGGAAGAGGAUUGCAAGAAGUUUGCUGCCUCCUUGGGGGCUUCUCUCCCGGAGACGUUCUCCGUAGCACAGGUCUUUGAGGAUUUUAUGACACAAGGAAAGCUCAAUACUGCUCUUCUGCAAGCUGCGGUAACUCUCAGGAACAAUGGGUUCAGGACGUGUGUGCUCACAAAUAACUGGAUAGAUGACGGCCCUCAGAGACACAUCACGGCUCUCUUGCACUCUCUGCUGAGGAGGCAUUUUGAUCUGGUGAUCGAGUCUUGCCGCAUCGGUCUGAAGAAGCCGGACCCUCGAAUUUACGAGUAUGCGCUGGACGUGCUGAAGGCAAAACCGCAGGAGGUUAUUUUCCUGGAUGACAUCGGAGCUAACUUAAAACCAGCCCAGGAAAUGGGAAUAGCCACCAUCCUUGUCAAGGACACCGAUGCUGCCCUGAAGGAACUGCAGGACCUGUGUGGAAUUCAGCUCCUUGGCCAUGAAGAGACUCUGCCAAUCGCAUGUGACCCAGUGAACGUGACCCAUGGUUAUGUGCCAAUUAAGCCUGGAGUCCAGCUGCAUUUUGUCGAGAUGGGGGAUGGCCCAGUGGUGUGCCUCUGCCAUGGCUUCCCUGAAUCCUGGUUCUCCUGGAGGUACCAGAUCCCUGCUUUGGCUGAGGCUGGCUUCCGGGUCCUGGCUUUGGAUAUGAAAGGCUACGGAGAUUCCACUGCUUCCCCAGACAUAGAAGAAUAUUCCCAGGAAGAAAUAUGCAAGGAUCUUGUAGUUUUCCUGGACAAACUGGGCAUUUCCCAGGCAGUGUUCAUCGGCCAUGACUGGGGCGGAGCUGUGGUGUGGAACAUGUCCCUCUUUUACCCAGAGCGAGUGAGGGCAGUGGCUGGACUGAACACGCCCUUCAGACCUGCCAACCCCAAUGUGGAUGUCAUGGAGAUGAUCAAAUCCCAUCCUGUGUUUAACUAUCAGCUUUAUUUCCAGGAGCCGGGUGUUGCUGAGCUCGAGCUGGAGAAGGAUCUGAGCAGAACGUUUAGGAUCAUGAUCCGAUCCAUGAGGAAGGAGGACCAGCUGCCUCUUCCACUCAAUGUCACCAACGUCCAGGAGCGAGGAGGGCUUCUGGCUGGCAUGCCGGAAGACCCACCGCCAAGCCAGAUCCUAGCGGGAGCGGAUCUCCAGUACUUCAUCCAGCAGUUUAAAAAGUCUGGCUUCAGGAGACCAUUGAACUGGUACCGGAACAUGCGAGCCAACUGGCAGUGGAGCCUCUCUGCGAAAGACAGGAAGAUCCUGGUCCCGGCUUUGAUGGUUACUGCGGGGAAGGACUUUGUUCUCCAUCCUAAACUGAGUAAAGGCAUGGAGGAGUGGAUUCCCCAGCUGACCCGGGGCCACAUUGAAGAGUGCGGACACUGGACUCAGAUGGAAAGCCCAGCUGCCCUGAAUGGGAUCCUCAUUAAGUGGCUGGAGGAUGUUCACAACAGUUCUUUGCUGCAGAAGAUUUCGAAACUCUGAGUUUGCCCUUGGAAGAUUUCAGCCUCCAACUUCCUGCUUCAUUGGAGUAUCUUGCUGCUUGUGCGUGGGUGUGGGCCCUGCCAGUAUCACACUUCUGAUAAGCCGGGUUUUGCCCCUGGGUUUUGGUUUUCAAGCUAGCCAGUGGAAAAGGUGGGGUAGCCUGGGCUCAGCUAGCCACAUCAAGCCGUAUAACUGCCUUCCUUUGUGCUUGCAUCGGAAUGCAAGCGUCUCAGCGAGGGAUUGUAGCAUGACGCUCUGAUCUGGGGCAGUUCUCCCGCAUGUGUUGUGAUGUAAGACUACGGUGACCAGAUGUCCCGAUUUUAUAGGGACAGUCCUGAUUUUGGGGUCUUUUUUCUUAUAUAGGCUCCUAUUGUCCCGCACCUCCUGUCCUGACUUUUCACACUUGCUGUCUGGUCACCCUAUGUAAGACAUGACCUUUCCUAGCAAAUGAGGAGGCCAAAUCGAAGUCUCAAAGCUGCAGGGAGCAGUAAACAGAGCGUCGUCGUAUACUUAGCAAAUAAUGUGAACUGCAGAAAAAUAGAGUGAGGGAGGGGGAAAUUCCCUGGCGAGGCAGUGACUGAACGUUUCAAGCUAGGAUACAGAGUUUAGAGGGGACGGGUGACUUCCCAAGUGCUUCCUGCAUCUACAGCUAUUUCAGUUAUUAAUGAUACUGAACCACUCAUCUGAAACCCUGUUAAUAUUUUGUAGGGUUAAGUUUCCACCUCUGGCAUUCGAACUCACCACUCAGGGUUCGAUUUGGCUCGGCUCAGCUCGGCCCCCCAACCACAAAGGCCUGUUUUCUAGUUCAGACACAGCCAAUACUUUUGUGAUAAGAGAUGAGGGGAGGAGUUUUUGGCUCAUGAAAUCUCCUGAAAGCAGCUAGCACCCCCUGAUGUCCAUUGUUCAGACUGGAGACCAGUGAUGUCAGUUCUGACCUGGCCUUGUGCCCAAACCUUGGACCCUGGCCAGCAGCUAGUCAAGCCCUAAGCAUUGCCUUGCUUGGCAGCAGUGUUUGUUUGCAUUGCGAUUGGGGCUUUUGUUGUCAGCUUAAGCCAUGCAUUUGCGGGUUUAAUACCGGGUUCGCAGGAUACUAAUAGCUCUUUUAUGCUGCUUUGAAAACUUGCUUCUGCUUUUGUUAUUUCAAGCAUCUUUUGUAAACCAGCAACCGAAAUAAAUGCCAGAACUGAU